AUGGUUGAUACAAGUUAUUUAUCGGCAAGAGGAUACAUGGAGAUUGUAGCCCAAAGAGACAAAACUACCAUCCUUUAUACUUUUCAAAGAAUUUGUUUGCCCGGUAUGAUUAUUUAUUCAAAUCAAUGGGCUGCAUAUAAGGAUAUUACAAGCUUGGAGGUUCAGCAUUAUACAGUAAACCGUUCUUUAAAUUUUGUUGAUUUUGAUUACGGUGUCCAUACGCAACAUAUUGAAUCGUAUUGGAAUAAGAAUAAAAUUUAUAUUAAAAAAAUGAAAGGCGUUAGAAAACAAGAUUUUAAUUUAUAUCUUGCUGGGGUCUUCUACACGAACUUGCCUAUCUUUUUUUCAACCUAA
Messenger RNA from Vairimorpha ceranae, 354 nucleotides. RefSeq lists its product as hypothetical. The record is from RefSeq and is a predicted model, not a curated record. The transcript has a single exon. Bases 1 to 354 code for a protein of 117 amino acids. Lineage: Eukaryota; Fungi; Microsporidia; Nosematidae.